AUGGCCAACAAAAACAUAUACAAACAGUUACUUGUUGAAGAAGUUCUGAAAUUUCAGACCUCUGUUUCUUUUCGUCCUGUGCACAAGAAAAACAGUUUGAGCAGUAAUCAAACUGUCUUGGAAGGUCGUACUGCCACAUUUUAUUGUCUCACGGAAGCAUUUCCCACUGCAACCACAAACAAAUGGUUUAAGGAUGGUAAUGAGAUAUCCAAUUCGCAAGAUUUUGAAACUUUGAAAAUUAGCGAUACAGAAAGCAGACUGACAAUCAAGAAUGCUACGAAGGGAAGUGCUGGGCAAUACUCGUGUGAUGGUACAAAUGCAGUAGGAACUGGAGAUAGAAAAUCUGCUUUCUUAUUGGUCAACUUACCUUCUUCAAUUACCCAAAUAACACAAGAUCAGAAUGUAACCGAAGGUGACAAUUUAACUUUGACAUGUAAUGCAUCUGGAAGGCCUCAACCAAAGGUGUCUUGGAUUAAGCCCGGUGGUCAGCGUCAAUAUGGACACAUGUUGGAGUUUACAAACAUUAACAGGAGUCAAGCUGGUGAAUACAAAUGUGAAGCCAGUAACGAGUGCAGUAAUGCAACAGAGACAGCAACUAUUGAUGUGCAGUACAAACCAGAGAAUGUCCAGUUAAUGAGUUCUGCCAUGAAUGACAAAGCAUGUAUGGGAAAAGUCAUCAGUUUUACUUGCUCAGCUGAUGCUAAUCCAAGAGUGACUUCAUACCGGUUGUUUGAGAACCAAAAGGCCAUUUUAAACACAAGUGCCUCGGGGACGUGGAGUAAGACUUUGGAAAGUGAAGGAGUGUUCGUCUACAAAUGUGUGGCUAACAACUCUCUAGGAUCAGAUUACAGCAUGGAUGUUCCUUUCACUGUAAAUGUACCUUCUUCAAUUACCCAAAUAACACAAGAUCAGAAUGUAACCGAAGGUGACAAUUUAACUUUGACAUGUAAUGCAUCUGGAAUGCCUCAACCAAACGUGUCUUGGAUUAAGCCUGGUGGUCAGCAUCAGUAUGGACACAUGUUGGAGUUUACAAACAUUAACAGGAGUCAAGCUGGUGAAUACAAAUGUGAAGCCAGUAACGAGUGUGGUAAUGCAACAGAGACGGCAACUAUUGAUGUGCAGUACAAACCAGAGAAUGUCCAGUUAAUGAGUUCUGCCAUGAAUGACAAAGCAUGUAUGGGAAAAGUCAUCAGUUUUACUUGCUCAGCUGAUGCUAAUCCAAGAGUGACGUCAUACCAGUUGUUUGAGAACGAAAAGGCCAUUUUAAACACAAGUGCCUCGGGGACGUGGAGUAAGACUUUGGGAAGUGAAGGAGUGUUCAUCUACAAAUGUGUGGCUAACAACUCUCUAGGAUCAGAAUACAGCAUGAAUGUUCCUUUCACUGUAAAUGUACCUUCUUCAAUUACCCAAAUAACACAAGAUCAGAAUGUAACCGAAGGUGACAAUUUAACUUUGACAUGUAAUGCAUCUGGAAUGCCUCAACCAAAUGUGUCUUGGAUUAAGCCUGGUGGUCAGCGUCACAAUGGACACAUGUUGGAGUUUACAAACAUUAACAGGAGUCAAGCUGGUGAAUACAAAUGUGAAGCCAGUAAUGAGUGUGGCAAUGGAACAGAGACUGCAACCAUUCAUGUGCUGUAUACACCAAGAAUAACAAACAUUUCUGAUGAGCAGAUCGUGAAUAACGGUGACGUGGUGAGUUUUUUUUGUAUAACGGAAGGUAAUCCAGCACCAAAGAUAACUUGGACAAAAGUUGCUGAUAACAGUCAAGUGAACUUUCCUUUGACCAUCCGUGAUAGUCAGGAUGAAGGAAUGUACAGAUGUACAGCUGAGAAUGGUGUUGGAAGCCCUGUAACUAAGUUUGUCAACAUGACAGUACAUUUUCCAGCUGCAAUUGUGGCCAUGGGUAAUCACACUGUCGUUAAGAAUGGAACUAUUGAACUUUAUUGUUAUGUGUCUGGAACGCCACCUGCUACUGUGUUAUGGACUCAUGUAAAAUCAGGCAAAACAUGGAACCAGAAAAAAUGGACAGUUAGCGAUAUCCAAGUGGAGGAACUUGGAGAAUAUAGGUGUAAUGCCAGCAACAAAUAUGGAGGAGAUAUCAAAAGUACAUUUAUCUUAUAUGAAGGUGGUUUUUGUGAGAAACGAUGUACUGAUGGGAAAUCGUGUCUUAAGUUUGGAGCCACAUACGUUUGUAUCUGUCCUAAAGGGAAAACAGGAGAAAAGUGUGAGAAAACAGAUACACCUAAGAAAGACUUUGUUGUGGGACUUAAACUCAAGGGAGAGUUCAAACAAGCAUAUGAAGACUUGGAAAAUCCAGAGACAAAAACGCUUGUCAAAAAGAUUGAAAAAAAUAUGAUGAAAGAAUUCAAUGGCACUGGUCUCGCUAGCGUUAAGGUGAUCAAACUGAGGCAAGGAAGUAUCAUUGCUGACUUGGAACUAAAAUUUAACAAUUCUGUCGGAGAAAGUAAUGUAAAUGCAUUGCUGACACAGGCAGCGAAUAAGGGAAAAAUUGGCGAUAUGGAAGUUGAAGAGUUUAGCGUUGGAAAUAAUUUCCCAGGGCCAACUACAACUUCACAACCACCCGAGGACUGUGGAACCUUCUUUGAGGGAGAAGAUUGUAAAAAAGCGAAGCCUGGUUUGAUUGUACUCUGUGUGAUUGGAGGUGUGGCAGUUUUGGCAAUCAUCGUAGCAAUAAUAGCUUACGGUUUGCACAAGAAAAAAUCAAACGUUGCAUCCUUUUCAAAUGGUAACUAUACACCAAGGGCCGAUCCAGACGGCACUGCUGGUUCAGCAGAGAGGACUCUUCAAGGGAACAAUUAUGGAAAUGUGAAUUCAGGAUACGAGUAUGACAAAACGAAUGGCCAGGACCACUCCACUGAAAUGGUAACAUUCAAGGGGACAAAUCCAGCGCAGACUCCUGGGAUUGCAAUCAACGACUCCAGUAUGACAAAGUGAGCAAGAAAGACGAAGCCAGUUCCGGCUUGGCGGAUAAGCAGUUAAAUCUAAAUAAACCGAUCUUUAGAGUAAUAUUCGUACACCUCAGAAACAAUUUUUAGAAUUUAAAAAUGUUCUUAAGUGGUUUAGCACGUUUGCAUAAUUUUUACUUUUUGCAGAAAUGAAAUGCAUUUUGUAACUUAAGUUAAGUCAUCAGUAACGUUAUUUCGAUGCAAUAAUAUAGAUAAAUGUUAGAUAAGAAGGCACAUUGUUUGUUAAAAGCGAGCAGUACUUGCCUUGAGUAUGAAUAACGUAAAACUAAUGAUUAGAAAUAAAAGGAAAAGAAAAAAAGGACGUGUUUGUAGAAGUAGCGAGAUAGAGUCGGGUCCUAGAUGGACAAACCGAACAAUUAGGCUAUAAACCGCAACUAAAUCUACCGAAGUAGUAUCCAUAUACGAGGCAUCGUCUGAGAAACCUUUCUUGAGCAUACUGAGAUAUUUUCGUAGCCUGUAAGUAAUUAUUUUUCUAGGUUUAAAAUCUAAGGGCUUCUGUCGUAGUUUCGUUUCGCUCCUUGUGUUCUUUUUUUCCAAGUAAACAUCAAAUAACAUCUUUUCGCCAAAUUUUAGAACACGAAAAUAAUUCAAGAUAAGUGUUUGUAGAUAACCACUCAACUGUGCGGUGUGUGGUGAAGUUUGAGUUUUAACGAGCAAGCUCCUGUAUGUUGCAUUCUACUUCAUUCAUAACUUUAGUUCUCGCAAAUCGUUGUCUUUUUUAUGUCUUAAACUUGAUGUUUUAUCUAGCGAUAUAAGUGUUUUAAAUCUUGUGGGUCGAAUAAAAUCUUACAUGGUUAAUUUUCAUUGGCAGUCCAGGCCACUAAAAUUGUGGUCGUAAAAAUUUUGAGAUAAAAGUAGCUUGAACUGAUGGUAUAAUGUUAAAGGAAUAAUGCCACAACAAGAUAAGGUCUAGUUUUAACGAUAGCAAUACAGAAAUAGCUUAUUGCAUUUUAAUAGGAUAUUUAUAGCAUUCAUUUAAUGAGUGUCCUAGGUAUUAUUUAUUCAACUAGUCGCUAGGUGGUAAUCAUAAUUUAGAAGGGAACACGACAUAAUUUUUUUUCAUGUACGUAACAGUUAGAUUAUGAAAGCUCUCCAUUUCUAUAGCGUGAUAGUUGAUGAAGGAGAGGUCCAAAUCCAUUAUCGUGCAUAGUAAACGAUAUUGUUUUGGUAUCAAUGUACCAGUGGUUCAAACCUUAAUAACAAGUUAAGCUUAUGUUUUCAUUGUAAUUUGUUUGCAUUCGCGCACCAAAAGGCUUCGAACUGUACUCACUAUCUGUAUAUCAUUGAACAGAUAGCGAGUAUUGUAACCGAUCAGAUUGCAACAUUUGCGAUGAAACAGCAAUAGAUUUAUACUAAAAUGUUCAAAGUCGUAACCCUUUUUUAGCUGUAUAGUAUUUGUGCAUCGGCACGAUAACAUUUGUGUUAGUUAAAACAUAAUCAUAAUUAUGAUCAUAUAAUUAUAUUAUCCAUUUUUAGCAGUUUUCUCGGUGAAUGAUUUUUAAUCCUAAGAGGAAAUUAUUAAGAAACUUACUGGUCGACGAUUAAACAUCUUUACAGCGUGGUGUGUUAUCAAAAAAUAUAUCAGAACUAUUGUUAAUUCGUUAAACAUCGAAGUAAGUAUAUUUAGCUGAUUUUGUAUCAUUAAACUUGAGAUUCGUCAAUUAAUUAAAGCAGUUUAAAUGCA
Molecule: messenger RNA, 4671 nt
Organism: Pocillopora verrucosa
Lineage: Eukaryota; Metazoa; Cnidaria; Anthozoa; Scleractinia; Pocilloporidae
Source: RefSeq, a predicted model, not a curated record